UCAUUCGCAAUCACAACCACAGAAAGCCACUGAGUUCACGUGCAACUAGCACUGACAACUGCACCCAAGCGAGAGGGAACUCUCCGUCUGGGGCAAGGCUCUCAUAAGCCUGGCCAUAUAUUGAUAAAAGAUUGAGCAUACUCGUUGGGUUGAGUGCUCCUAUUCUCGGCGGAUUCCAGCAACAAUAUGACAGCUUCGGCGAUCUUCGAGAAGCUGGUGCUGCAUGCACCGCACAUUUCCACGAAGCAAUUGAUUCCAGCCUUCAUUUAUGGGACGGCCUGGAAGAAGGAGGCAACUACCGAACUUGUCUACCAAGCUCUCUGCAAUGGUUUUACUGCCGUGGACACAGCGGCGCAACCCAAGCAUUAUCGUGAAGAUCUGGUAGCUGCUGGAGUCUCCAAAGCUAUCAAGGAAGGAAAAGUCAAACGUUCAGAGAUUUACUUACAAACCAAAUUUACCAGCGUCCAAGGUCAAGAUCCGGACAACAUGCCCUACGACAAAACCAGCCCAGUGACAGAACAAGUUAACGCAUCAGUGAUCUCGUCACUCCAAAACUUCAAUUUCGCAGACGUUGUCAAGGAUGAUGACAACGGAGAACCAUAUAUCGACACUCUUGUUCUGCAUUCCCCUAUGCGAAAUAUCGAGGAAACGAUGGAGGUAUGGCACACGCUCGAGCAAUACGUGCCGAACGAGAUCAAGAAUCUCGGCAUAUCAAACUGCAACCUGUUCACUCUGAUGGAUCUCUACGAGCGAUCCACGAUCAAACCCAGUGUUGUCCAGAACCGCUUUUAUCCAAGCACAAAGUUUGAUAUUGGUGUACGCAAGUUCUGCCAGGAGAAGAAUAUCAUCUACGAGAGCUUCUGGACGCUAAGUGGCAAUCCAAACUUGCUCUGGUCGGCCGAGGUUGGCUCUCUAGCACAGCAGAUUGGUAUCACUCCACAAUCAGCUCUUUAUGGUUUUGUGCUGGGAUUGGGCAAUGUCACAAUUCUCAACGGCACAAAGAGCCUGAAGCACAUGCAGGAAGACUGGGACGCCAUACAAAAGGUCAAGAGUCUGGCAGAGUCCCAGCCACAGGAAUGGGAGAGUGCUCUCCGGGCUUUCCGGAAACUUAUAGGUCAACCAAGGCCAUGACCGGCGCAGAAUGAAGCAGUACCAAGGCUCUCGACUCAACUGCAACUUAUCGGUCGCCUGGAAUAUCGUUCCGGCAAGAUAGGAAGUUGUAGGAUGAAUAGAGACUAUCAUGCAGAUCGUAUUCUCGUGGUUUACCUUGUUUCUGCCAUUUCCAUUUCAGAAGUGCUGCUCGAUUAUCACGAUUGAAUCUAUCCUUCUGGGAUACUAGCAUAGACUGGUCCCAUUGUUCGA
Molecule: messenger RNA, 1362 nt
Organism: Exophiala viscosa
Lineage: Eukaryota; Fungi; Ascomycota; Eurotiomycetes; Chaetothyriales; Herpotrichiellaceae
Product: NADP-dependent oxidoreductase domain-containing protein
Exons: 1
Coding region: 187-1131 (314 amino acids)
Cellular component (GO): cytosol
Molecular function (GO): aldose reductase (NADPH) activity
Source: RefSeq, a predicted model, not a curated record